Messenger RNA from Anthonomus grandis grandis, 5777 nucleotides. It is a transcript of the gene ear, whose product is annotated as protein AF-9. Lineage: Eukaryota; Metazoa; Arthropoda; Insecta; Coleoptera; Curculionidae. The transcript is spliced from 10 exons. Bases 347 to 2548 code for a protein of 733 amino acids. Gene Ontology annotation, cellular component: super elongation complex. The record is from RefSeq and is a predicted model, not a curated record. Gene Ontology annotation, biological process: regulation of DNA-templated transcription.
CCAAUGAAACUUCAAACCCGAAAAGGCAAAUAACAAUCUUUAUUGACAAAUGAUAAUAAAAAGUUUACCAUAAACAAGCCACAAAUAAACUCGAUUAUUACCACAAUUGUGUUACCAAACAUAAUUCGCGUGCAUUAAUCGGUUCGGAGGCCCCAUAGAUUUUCAUUUUUUCAGUGAAAAUGAGCCGCCUAAAAUAGGAAUUUUAUAGGCAACCGAGUUCUAUAUUUAGGUUACAGAAAGACCCCCCUUUUGGUUAGUCGAAUAUUUAAAUGCUCAAAUUGGCACACCAAAGGCACAUUGAUGGCGAACCAGCAGAGGGAGGCAGAGGUGGUGGUGUAGUCAAACAAUGUCUCCGAUCACUAUAAACCUUGAACUAGGACACAAUGCCUCACUAAGGGAAAAAACUACCGUGGAAGGAUUUACUCACGACUGGGAAGUAUUCGUCAGGGGGUGCAACGGGGCUGAUAUCAGACAUUACAUUGAGAGAGUUGUCUUUCAUUUGCAUGAGACAUUCGAGAAGCCAAAAAGAGUUGUGAAGGAUCCACCAUACUCAAUAAAAACCUCCGGUUAUGCAGGUUUCAUAAUCCCGAUUCAUAUUUACUUAAAAAACAGCCAAGAGCCGCGAAAAAUCCAAUUUAAUUAUGACCUUCGGUUGCAACCGAGCGGUCCGCCAAUCCACGAGGUCCAAAAGGAAAAAUUCACUUUUCAUUCGGUCAAUGAAGAUUUUCGCAAUAAGUUAUUGAAAGGUGGCGCCACCGUAAACGAAUUGACCCAGAGGACAGACGAAAAAAGUCAAAUGUCCAGUAAACCGAGAUUAAGCGGUUCCGAGCAACCGAAAAAAUACAAAUUAAAGCCGGAAGAGUCGAGAACCGAUCAGUUCACCGAUUUGUUCGGUACCCCUAUUACGAAGACCAGUAGGGUACCGGAGAUACCUAAAAGUAAGGAGGUAGCUAAGCCGGUACCCAAAACCAGUGAAAAAGAGAAGACAGAUAAAAAUAAUGACAAAGAUAAGCAGAAGACAUUUAAAAGUCCGCAUAAAGACAAAGAGCGAGCCAACGAUAAACCUAAGGACAAAGAGAGAGAUAAACAAGACGAGAGGAAAUCUUCUUCAAAAGAUGACAGUAAAAAGGACAGGAAAGAUAAGAAAGACAGAGGGGAGCACGGGAAAAAGGAUAGAAAAGAGCGUAGAGAAAAAGAGAAGGAGAGCGGCACCAGGGAUAGAGAUAAAAGUCCAAUGGUGAAACCAAAAAGUCCCAGUCCAAAAAGGUCCCCAAAAAGGCCAAGGAGUCCCUCCCCAGUGAAGCCCAGUAACAAAGACAAGGAGCGAGAAAAAGAUUCCAAGGAAUCCCGAGAUAAGGAGAAAGACAAGAAACCGAAAAAGCAUAAAGACAAAGACAAACAUAGGGACAAGGAGAGAGCAGAUAAAGAAAAGUCUGGAGGGGAUCAUCACAAGAGCAGCAAAAGUAGCACCAAAGAAAAAGAGAAAGAAAACAAUAGUAAUGGAACUCUUAAUAACAGUUCAAUUGUUAAAGAGAGGGAAAAGGAGAGGGACGACAGUCCUGUUGUGAAUUCUGCCCAAAAUCAAAAGGUCGAAAAGAAAGAAAAAGUAAAAGAAAAAGAACCGGAGAAAGGAGAGGAGGCGAAACCCAAAGAUAAGGAAAAGGAGCGAGAAAAGAGCGAAGACAAGCCGAAGCACAAACACAAGAAAAAGGACAAGGAUAGAAAAGAGAAGCGGGACAGAGAUGAUAAGUCACACAAAAAGGAAAAGGAGGAGAAAAGGGAGAGAGAGAAAAUCGCCAGUGUACCUAAAGAAGUAACCAAUAAAGAAAGGGAUAAAACCGAAAAUUUAUUCGGAAGCAGCCCGAAAAGUGACCCGACGCCGAGUCCUCCCCCGCCGGAGCCCGAGCCGGAAAAGUCGGACCCACACCCGCCCCAAAUCGAAGACGAGGAGUCCUCGAACGUUUCGAAAGUUAGCAGCAGAGAACCGAGUCCUGCGGCGGAGCCCCCUCGGCCUCCGGUACUGUCGAGGUCUCCUUCUCCCGUGUCGGUUCCGGAGCCGCCCAAGAAAGCUGCGAGCCCCGAAGAGCCAAUGAAGAAACCGAAAGAGAGCACCGCGCUCCCGAGCAAGAAAAAAGACAAAAAAGAGAAGAAAAAGGACAAGAAGAGCGACAAGGACCACGAAAAAAAGAGGAAACGGAAAGCGGAAGCCGAGACGGAGGUGCCAGAGGAGGAACCGCCGCAGAAGCAGGAGAAAAAGGAGGAGGACACCAAUAAUAAUUCGGAUGACGAGAAGAAAGUGUCUAGUUCAGAGGACGCCAAUCCGAUGCCUUAUACUGAUGACGGUGAAACCUACAUGAACAUGCUGAGGGAACUGCAAACGAAAAUCAUGGGAUUAAAGGACAACUCCGACUUGCAAAAGGUGGUGCAACUAAUAGCGGAAACCGGCAAAUACGAAGUGUCCGCGCACACGUUCGAUUUCGAUCUUUGCCUGCUCGAUCGAUCUACCGUGAUGCAACUACAGAGUUUCUUCUCGUCGUCGGUCAAUUAAGGUUUGACGUACUAUUUUUUUUUUGUAUGGAGACAUUUGAUGACACACAUUUAUUAAAGAUCGUAUAUGUAUUUAAUCCUAAAACAUAAACAAGCGAUUCGAAGGACCAAAAAACAAAAAAAAAUCCUCCAAUUUUGUUUCACUCGAAGGUCAUGAGGUUUAUGAACAAUGACAACGAAAGCCGGGAUUGUGAAUGUAAAUAUUUGCAUGUGUUGUUCGGUAAACCGGGUGGCAUUUUUUUCUUUUUUUUUUUUGUCUAUUUAAUUGAAAUUCUAGAACUUUCUAGAGUGUUCGCGGCGCGCCGAAUCGUGCCCCUUAAAAGUGGGGCCUCAGUGCAUUUGUUUUUGGUGUGAUAUUCUGUUUUUUUUUUAAGUUGUUUUACGAUACAAUGACUAUUAUUUGAACCGUAUUUAUUGUUAUAUAUUUUGUACAUAUUAUUGUGAUUGUUGCAAUUCUUGGUAAAGGUUAGUUAUUUAAUGAUUAAAUUAAAAUAGGCGUAUUUUUUAAUUGGGUCUCACUAUAUAUAUUUAUAUAGAUAUAUUAUGUAUAUAAUAACGUCUUAUGGCAUAAAGAAUAAAUUAUAUAUGGACUUGCAAAUACACCACACGAAUCAUUUUACUUGUAUUAAAAACAUUCUUUAUUAAAGUUUCUCAGAUUCGUUAAUAAUAUUUACACUGUUAUCUGUCAUUAUUUGACAGAUUACGUUGACAUUUUCUUCAAUGGCCGGUUUUAAAGGAUGAGUGAAUUAAGAAGUGCACUUUUAUUAAUUACUGUUACGCCUUAAAUCUUAUAGUUUCCCGACUAGGUUGAAUAUAGAAAAUAACGAGUGAAAGUAAACUUGUUAAUUAUAUUACUUUUGUAGUCGACUUAUAGAGUGUUAUUGUACAGGGUAUUUUAAAAAACUACGGUAUUCUAUACGAAUUUUUCUUAAACGUGAAAAUUCGUUGGUAAAUUUUCUUUAAUUGUUAUGAACUGACGCAGUAAGGAAAGGAAAUUACGUAAUUGUAGAUGAAGUAUAGCAAGAUACUUUUACCCCAUAACCGGGUUUAUUGGACCAAUUCAUGUCUGUAGAAACUAGGUGCUUAUUAUUAAGUUAUUUUAUAAGUUAUUGAUUGGAAUUAUGCGUUACAAAUGGGAGGAAAUCUUUAUUUACUUUAUAAUUGGAUUUUUAAAUAGGUGAUAAAAUGUAUGGAUAUAAAUGUACUGAUUGCCAACUAUAGCACAGGUUGAGUACAAUUUUAUUUAAAAAAACCGAAAACUAAUGAAAGUUGUACUAAAAGCAUCACUAUUAAAUGCUCUAAUUUGACCCCAAUUCUUUCAGGUAAUUAAAAUGUUGAUCGAAGUCUAUUAGGCAUUUAACAUCUCCUGGAAUUAUUACAAAGUAAAUUGUAAGCCUUCGAAACUGUUUUUCGAGCAGUUUUUUCCUUUUGGACGUUAGAUUUUUAGCCUAAUUUAAAAUUUUAUUCCAGGCAUUUGAGGGCAUUUUAAAUUUCUGUCUGAUAUCAUAACCCAAUGCGUUGAGGUAAUUAAAAUCAUUAGCGAAGUCUAUUAGGCAUUUAAAAACAAACGAAAACCUUUAGCCUUUAAACCUAAUUUAAGAUUUUAUUCCAUGCAUGUGAAGAAAAUAAACAAUAUAUAUAUCAAGUGAACCAAAUUCCUUAAUUUCUGAAAAACUAUAAAAGGGUCAUAAUUUUAAAAAAUGUGUGGUGGAGCGGAUCUCUUUGUACGCACAAAUUAGUGCAUAGUAAAAGUUUAAAAAAAUGAUAAAAAAAAUCUUGUUUUUAAAUUGUACUAAGAAGCCCUCAUGGGUGGCUUUCACUAAGAAGGUUUUAAAGUCUCUAUUAAUGCAUAAAAAGUGUCUUAAUUGGAAAAAAUGUUGGUGCGUAGAAUUUGACCACGCACAACUUCUAAUAAAUUACUAAAAAAGACGAGGAAUCUGCUUUAAUAAUUUUACUAAAAAAACAGCUUAUGCUUGGCAAUAGGCUACGCAUCACUAAGAAUGUUCUAAAGUCUUAACUUAUGUAUAUAAAUUGUCUUAGCUGUGUGGUAAUCGUCACAUGCAAGUUUGUUCAAAUAAAUGCAUUUCUAGUAAAUUAUUUAAUGAGUUCUUGAUGUUAGGGGCAUGUAAUUUUCAGGUAGAUCCAUUUGCAUGAAUUUUUCGCUUCUCAUUUAAAAAUGACGGUGGAAUGUUAGUUGAAGAGAGCGUUUGUAAAAUUUGCAUUAAAAAAAUAGCCAACUGUAAAACUUAUGCAGUUUGAGAUUAAUCCAAUAAAGAAGAUAUUGUUUUAGAUCUUUACAAACUUACAAUAUUGGCCCAACGCAAAGCAUCUUUAAAAAAAUUUGACAAUUUUUGAUAGUAAAAAUUAAUUAAUAAAUUUUGUGUAAUUCUUAAACUUAAGAACUGCUUUUUUUUAAAUAUUAAUUUUGCUUUUUAUAUAAUAAUUAAAAGAAAAUGUGUUGGAAAAAGGUAAACCAAUUUUUUAUUCAAUACAUAUUUUUUAAAUAUAAAAAUAACGUUAGUAUGAUAAGUUUCCGUUAUUUUUAAUUAUUUUCAAAUAACGGUUUCGCAUUGAAGAAUAAUUUGAUGAUCCAAUUUUUUCCAUGGUAAUUCUAGGGUUCAUAAAAUUCUUUAAAAAACUAGUAAAGCUUCAUAAUUAAGCACAGAUUUUGCUCGUAUUUUCUUGUCUAAAAUUUUCUAUUGAAUAUACAGGGUGUCCCAAAAGUAGACGUCUAAACGAAAGGAGGCGAUAGAGGAGGACAGUAGCAAUUAAAAAAAACCCAUAUACUAUUAUUUGAUUGUUGAUGGUUUAAAAGUUAUUACCGUUUUUCUGUUUUUUAUAAAAAUAGUGUCAUGAAUUCUGUAAAGAACUCAUAGAAAGAAUAUCCUCACGUAUUUGCGUGGUAUUUGUUAUGAAUAUUGCCUUAAAUAGUGUACUUUUUCAUAAGUAAUAAGUGCAUGCAAAACAAUUGCUUCUGUCACUACUUAGAAAAUGAUUAUUUCCCAAUGUGUUUAAAUUUUAUAUACACAUUUUUGCGUUUGAAUUGAUGCUGCUACAAAGCACGUGUUCGACCAAAAAUAAACAGCUAUCAAAAAAAGUUGCUUUAUUUAUGCAGAUUCUUUACGGUCAAAUAUUUAUGAUCAGAAAACUAAACAUUCUUUUUCAAAUAAUUUUUAAGAUGAACAUACCGUUUCCCUGUCGCGAAUGUAAUUAGUUUCUUUCUGGUUUUU